AUGGGAGAAUUGGACGAGUUCAAGGUCACUGCCAACGCUGCAUGGAAAGAUAUGACCGAAACGACCCGUGCAGAAUCGGUUCGCGAAGUCCGCGACGUCCUCAUUCGGGUGAAAAAACAAGCAGGUGGCUCGUGCAACUGUGCUGCAGGACCGAACGACUGUCCUCCAGGACCACCAGGACCACCGGGAGAGAGUGGAGCCCCAGGUGAGGAUGGCCCUCCAGGAGAGAAUGGAAGAGACGGAAACCCCGGCACAGGAACGUCAACAGGAGGCACAAAUGGAUGUGUGCAAUGUCCAGUAGGACCACCUGGACCGCCAGGACCCGAUGGCAAGCAGGACCCGCAGGACCAGACGGACAGCCCGGUCAGCCUGGUGCACCUGGAAGCGGCAGUGGUCCACCAGGACCACCUGGACCACCUGGAGACGCAGGACAGCCAGGACAAGAUGGCGCUCCCAGGAGAGCCUGGUGCUCCAGGUCAGAAUGGACAAAGAGGAAGCUCAAACCCAGGAGUAGCAGGUCCACCAGGGCCACCCGGUCUGCCUGGGCAACCAGGACCGGAUGGACAGUCAGCUCAGCCUGGCCAGCCAGGACUGCCAGGACCCCCAGGACCAGCUGGUAACAACGGUCAACCUGGUGCCGAUGGUAUCCCUGGUGCUCCAGGACCAGAUGGAGACACCGGAGGCGAUGCCGAGUACUGCCCAUGCCCACCACGUAACAGUAAUGCUCCCGUGAAUAGGGAAGGUGAGACCCAAGACGGAUAUGACAGUGUUCCAAGCGGUAAUGGAAAUGAGCCAGGAGGUCCAGGAGGACCUGGCAUACUGCCACCUGGCAGUAAUGUCCCCGAAGGAUUCGAACUUGUCGAGGUGGAUGAUUCAAACAGCGAUGAGCAUGACGCAUCUAUGGAUGUGAAAGGUAAUGAUGGCCCUUCUGGAUACAGCAUCCGUCGUGGUGUCUCCAAACGUUUGAAGAAGAUUCGAGUCUCCAAGGCAGCGGCGUAA
Molecule: messenger RNA, 999 nt
Organism: Ostertagia ostertagi
Lineage: Eukaryota; Metazoa; Nematoda; Chromadorea; Rhabditida; Trichostrongylidae
Source: the annotation of a GenBank genome assembly